Exserohilum turcica Et28A is the source of this 1521-nucleotide messenger RNA. RefSeq lists its product as uncharacterized. The record is from RefSeq and is a predicted model, not a curated record. The transcript is spliced from 2 exons. Lineage: Eukaryota; Fungi; Ascomycota; Dothideomycetes; Pleosporales; Pleosporaceae. Bases 1 to 1521 code for a protein of 506 amino acids.
AUGAGCAGCGUUACCGAUGCCGACGAGGUUGCUGCUGAGGCAGCUGAAACAGAUACGACGUCAGCAUGUGGAUUUGAGCGUGCGGAUUCCGUGGUCGAUGGUGAUGAUGAGAAGGAAGAAGACUGGAAGCGCCGGUUUCGCGAUACGUCGGUGUCAGAGAGCGCGGUGCAGCAGCGUUCUGCUCCGCUGACCUUACUAGAUGAAUGCGACUACGCCGAGGUUCUGUUUGAUGCGGAAAUCCCUGGGAUGGUAGAAACCGAGGAGAGGUUUUGCUGGGAUACACGGAUUGCACGUCCAAGGUAUGAUCAAGUAUCUGUGCCGUACUGUGCACGGGAAGAGAUGGUGGCGACGGAAUUGCUGCCGGAAAGCGAGAUGGAAGUUGUGCCGGUGGUUGCGGGAGAUGGAGCUGGAAACGAAGUCGUGGAAAUGCUGGGGAAAUUGGCUUUGAGACCUGUGCAGCGGACGCCAGAUACAGAGGUUGAGUAUGGGCUCAGACGAGAAGGGCGCCAGUUGACGUAUACGCUGUUAUCGGCGCCAGAGACGGCAAGCGGGUUGCAGCAGCAAGACUAUCCAGCAGUGAAACAGCUAGAGCGGCGACACGAAUACGCUGAGCCAGAGCAGUUGGAGUGUGACUGGAUUCCUCAUGUGCCUGGGUCACAGUUUCUCCCUGGAAUCGAGCAUCUCACCAACAUCAACGUUCGCUCAGCAUUCAUUACAUACGACCGCGACGUCGAGGCUUUGUACGACGACUCAGUCUCGUUUCUCGACGACUACUACAAGGACUGGUACAACUGCCUAAACAAAAAUCUCGACACGCUGCGGCUGCCUGGUGAGAAUUUCCUGCUGGCGGAAAACGAAGCCGAGUUUGGGUUAUCGCUUCAGCGCCCGACGGCGCAGUGUGUUUUUGAUCUGAUUGAUCAGCUGGUUCACGCGGAUGUCCUGGAUCAAGAUGGUAUGGCUGAGGAGAUUCCAACGACAUCCUGGGACGAGUUCGACGAGUUUGUGGACACUGAGCCCGAGGAAUCCGGACGUGACACGCGUGGAAUGACGGCGGAGGAGCUGGAUAGGAUUUUCCUCGACGAGUAUCACGCAGUUUACUCAUCCCCGUCUAGCACAGCCUCGGAGCCUUUUAACAGCAGCGACGAAGACGACGUUCUGGAAAUCGGUGAAAUGCAUCUAGACACUGCAUAUGCAAGUCAUCCGUCUUCACUGCAGCACUACAUGGAUACCGGUACUCAGCAGCGCAUCGCCUACAUAGCGCUGGACCAGCUGCUCGCGGUACCCAGCGAAAACGAGCCUGACAUGCAUCCGGCCAUGGUGCCCCGAGACAUUGACGGCCAAGAUGACCUCAGGUCUGACGCGGGUUUCAGCAGCACUUCGUAUUUGAAAAGCAACCCCCAUUAUCACGCAACGCCACUUAAUAUUCCUCGCGUUUCCACUCGGAGCAGCAGCCCCAUCAGCGCCUCUCAACAAGGAAGGCGACCAGAAAUAUCGCACCCCGAAAACGAGGCACGGAAAUAG